Lontra canadensis (Northern American river otter) is the source of this 997-nucleotide messenger RNA. RefSeq names its product C-type lectin domain family 1 member A-like. Gene Ontology annotation, biological process: cellular response to molecule of fungal origin. The record is from RefSeq and is a predicted model, not a curated record. Lineage: Eukaryota; Metazoa; Chordata; Mammalia; Carnivora; Mustelidae. Gene Ontology annotation, molecular function: (1->3)-beta-D-glucan binding. The coding region runs from base 95 to 793 and encodes 232 amino acids. The transcript has 7 exons.
UUCAGGCUUCCGUCACAAGAGUCAAGAUCCUCUUCUUCCCGGGAUAUACAUGGUACUCUGCAAAAGCUCUGACGUCUGCUUCUAAAAAUCAGUAAUGAGUGAAUUAACUGUAACAUAUUCUGAUUUGCGACUUCAACCUUCAUCUCAGCCACAGGGAAGACAAAGGCUUGCAACUUCUGAAAGAAAAAGUUCUUUACAUUGUAAGCACCAAGAUCUUUGUACUCCAUCUCCAUGGAAAUUCAUUGCAGUGAUUCCGUGGAUCAUUUGCCUGAUGCUUACUUGGUCUGUUGGAAUCUUAGCCACAAUGUUGAAUCAGAAAUCAUGUCAAGGGAAAGGAUAUCCAGGAAAUCUCUUCUCUAACAAGGAGGCAAAUAAAACAUUUCAAAUUCAGAGUUAUCCUACCUGUUCAAACAACUGCCAUCAACAUGGAGAAAAUUGUUACUAUUUUUCAAGGGACAUACAUCCUUGGGAAAAAUGUAACCAUUAUUGCAUUGGUUUAGAGUCAAGCUUUCUUAAAUUGAAUAUGGAAGAAGAGAUGAAUUUUGUAAUAAAAUUGUCAAAGAUGCAAUGUGGUCUAUUUCAAGCAAAGUUUUGGAUCAGUUUAUACUACAACAAUGAGCAACUAAAAUGGGUCUGGCUAGAUGGCACAGAUGUUACCCUGCACAAGCUUCAAAUUCAAGGACUUGAGAAUGCUAACAAUAAAUGUGUACAUAUAAAAUUUGGCCAGGUGAUUGCUGAAGAUUGCCAGAAUAAUGGUUAUUGUAUCUGCAAGAAGAUAAUAUAUUCGGAUUAAGUAAAAUAUAUCAGAAAGAAAAAAAAAAUGGAAAAGAAACACCUGAAAUUCCCCAGUGUGAUGACUUCAACCAUGAAAAAUACUUACUUAGCUGAAAUUAGAUAUCAUUAAAUAUUGAAGUCACCUAUUAUUAUUCACCUUUAAUUCAUAAUAUGUUGAUAAGAAAAAUCUGUGUUCUGAGGUGGUUGACCAAUCCAGCAGGGG